Molecule: messenger RNA, 689 nt
Organism: Argentina anserina (silverweed cinquefoil)
Lineage: Eukaryota; Viridiplantae; Streptophyta; Magnoliopsida; Rosales; Rosaceae
Product: dynein light chain 1, cytoplasmic-like
Exons: 2
Coding region: 88-375 (95 amino acids)
Biological process (GO): microtubule-based process
Cellular component (GO): cytoplasmic dynein complex
Molecular function (GO): dynein intermediate chain binding
Source: RefSeq, a predicted model, not a curated record
UAAAGAACUAAUCUUCCUUUCUCUAUUUCUUUCAACACUGCAAAUCCCAACUGGGUUUUCUUCAACAAUCACAGAGAUAGGGAGAGAAUGUUGGAAGGCAAGGCUUUGAUAGAAGACACAGACAUGCCAGUGAAGAUGCAGAUUCAAGCCAUGGCUGCGGCUUCUCAAGCUCUGGAUCUCUAUGAUGUCUUUGAUUGCAGAUCCAUAUCUGCCCACAUUAAAAAGGAGUUUGAUAGGAGAUAUGGCUGUGGCUGGCAAUGUGUUGUGGGUUCGAAUUUCGGGUGCUUUUUCACUCAUUCUAAAGGCACUUUUAUCUACUUCACUCUUGAAACUCUCAGUUUCCUUAUCUUUAGAGGGGCUUCUUCUUCUUCCUAAUCUUAGUUAAGACACUGUUUGGCAGAAAUGAACAACUAAGUACUAGAGGAAAGCAUAGAAUAAUUAGAAUGAGCCUAUAUAAAGCAUGUACAUUAUCCUUUUGCUUUUUACCCUGAACUGGAGGAACUGGGUUUUAUGUUAAAAAGUACCCAGAUGCUCAGCUUUGUAAUGUUCUUUCCAUGUAAUGUGAUAGCUCAGCUUAGCAUUUUACUCAAUCUUAGGGUCUGUUUGUCUGGAAUGGAUUGUGAUUACUGUGACAUAUUAUCUAAUUUUCUGGAUUUGGAAGAAAGGAGACCUCCUUCUCAUAAAAAGGA